UCAGUCAAGUACUGCCAGUGCCAGCACAUCCAAAAUCAUGGAGGAAACAGCUCCAGCUCUUCAUUCAAGUGGAUCCACAGAUGUCGAGUGUCAUGCAUGCAUCGGAAUGAAGCGCAAAGCCGAACAGACCUGUAUGGAGUGUGAAGCUUCAUACUGUGAGCAUCAUCUUGUCAUGCAUAACAGUUUGCACGUGGGAAAGAGGCACAGGCUUGUGGAGCCAAAUGCAGUGUUGCAGGAGAACAUCUGCCCUGAUCAUGGCAAAAUGCUGUUGGUGUACUGCCGCACAGACCAGCUGUGCAUCUGUCACCUGUGCAUUACCGAUAAACACAGAGGUCAUGAUGUCAUCCCAGUGGAAGAGGAAGUGGCCAAUAAACAGAUUAAGCUGGGGGAGCUGGAGAAGCGGACCGCUGACAUAAUUGAAGCUAAGGAGAAGGAUCUGCAAGAGCUGAAACUAGCUGUAGAGAAUUUCAAGGCUUCAGCAAAUGAGGCACUGGAGAAGAAUGAGAAAAAUUUCACCGAGCUGAUCCAGUGUAUGAAAGACAAUCAGAGCAAAGUGACAGAGCUGAUCCAAGGACAGACAGUGUCUGCAGUGAAGGAAGCUGAGGGAUUCAUAAACACUCUACAGCAGGAGAUCAGUAAUAUGAGGUCCUCAGGUGCUGAUCUAAAACACCUGGAGCUGCUCUCUCAUACAAACAAUGAUGUUCGAUUUCUAGAGAGCACUGUGUCUCUGCCUUUGCUGACUGAGUAUAAAAAAACAUUUGUCUUCCUUGUGCAUCCAUACAAUUCUUUUGAGCGUGAUUCCAUGGAAGUUAGCGAACUAAUAGAAAAGCUAAACACGACCAGCAAGACGAGUUUAUUUACAAUUUCCAGAAAAGUGAGAAACACUAGAAUUGUAAGAUCACCUCCACCACAGACAAGAGAGGAGUUUCUGCAGUAUGCAUCAAAACUCACUUUUAAUACCAACUCAGCACAUGAAAGUCUCAUCUUGAGGAAUGAGAACAGGGAGGUGAUAGCCACGCACCUGCUUCAGAACUAUCCUGAACACACUCAGAGGUUUAACUGCAGGGCACAAAUCCUGUGCAAUGAAGGUCUCAGAGGGUCCCCUAAAUACUGGGAAGUAGAGAUUGGCGGGGGCACUUGGGUCUGCAUUGCUGUGUCCUACCAAGGGAUCCGUAGAAAAGGCAAGCAGCGUAUACUUUUAGGAAGAAAUGCUCAGUCGUGGGGACUACGCUGUGAAGGUGUCCAUGUAGAAUUUUGGCAUGACAAUAAGACAACAUUUUCGAAGUUUCAAUCACAUGGCUCCAAAAUAGGAGUGUAUUUGGACUACAGGGCUGGAAUCUUGGCAUUUUACAAUGUUUCUGACAACAUGAGUCUCAUUUAUAAGCACCAAACUAUUUUUAAAGAGCCUGUUUAUCCUGGGUUCGGACUGGCUGGGAAAGGUUCCUACGUGAAGCUUUGUGAUCCAGUGAAAAAUGAGACCAAAAUGUCCCUUUCUUCUCCAUUUAAUUUGGGUAGUUUGUAAGCUGUAGUGUUUCUUCAACAAAUAUGUAAUAGUUAAUCAGGAUUUGGAGGAAGGAUGUGGUUUUUGCAUGUAGACACUUGGUGGCAGCACUAUAUAAGUUUUAAAUUGAGCCUUUUUAAUGUCAGCAUCUGUAAUUAUGAACAGCUUAGGUUUAGCCAAGAAUAACCCAAGGAAGCAUAUCAAAGCAGUGCAUUUUGACUGAAAAAAGUCCAUGUUUUGUAUUGUAUGAAUCAUUACAUGAUUAUAUUGGAUUUUUAAUACUACUUUAUAUAAAACAUAGCAACAUGCAUAAUCCAUAUUUUUAAGAUUACCUGAAUGUCCUUAUGCUUAUUUGUAGCAAGCACUUACUCAUUUCAUAUCUGCUGAUCUGAAUGGAAAUCUGUCAUUCUAUCUAAUCCUUCGCCACAUCCACAUAUUACAUCUAUUCUGUUCCUGUUCCCACUGUGUCUAUAUUUUGUUUAGCAUUAGUCCAUCUCUUCUGUCAUACACCCUUCAGGCUGCACUCUUCCACUAUCCCAACAGUUAGACUUGCAUGGCCUUUUUUCUCCCUGAAACCACACAAAUGCACACACACACACACACACACACACACACACACACACACACACACACACACACACAUCUCAUUGAGUAGAAUUUAUACCGAGGUGAGGACCAGAGGGUUGGCACAAGGGACAACUCCAAAGCCUGUCACCUCCUGCCCUUCCCCCUGCCACCACCCUUCCAAACACAAAAUCAGCCUGGGGCAAGUGUAGGGCAGACACGGUUUCAACAGAGCAAACAGUGACAGAGCAACAGAGAGACGUGGGAAAUGUGUGUAGAGGGAAGGAUAGGCACUAAUAGCGAUUAUCAUAGAGAGGGAGAGAAAGUGUGCCUUGGCCCUCAGGGAGCCCAUUUACAGUUCCGUCCAAUCACAGACAUCAUUUGCAGCCUGUAUUAUCCUUUUAUGAGUGACAGGGAUUUUAAAAUACUCUAUUAUGAAAGAAACCAUUUCUCUCACUGCCAAGGACACUGACACUAGUCUCUAUAAAUACCCGUUUUUAAACACUGAAUCACUGUAUAGACUCAAAAUGCUAGUCACAAACACCUCCUAGCAAUUACCCAUCAGGCAGAUGCUGAGUUCUGUCACUUACUGCUAACAAGGUGCAUGACUGUCUUGAUGCUGUUGGAGUAAGUUGUAUAAUACACAGUUUAAUGCAUCCUCUUUAAUAGAGAGGUUUGGGUGAAUAUUAGAUUUUUUUAUAUAUUAUAUAUAUAUAUAUAUAUUUUUUUUAAUUUUAUUAGCCCUAUAGUCUUUAGUUGCUAGUUAGUUGCAAGUUGUCUUGGGGGAGGGACUUACUCAUUCUAGGGAGCAUUUGAUUGUACAAUAAUUUGUCUAGUGCAGGGUGAGUCAUUAGUAUUUUUGGUCUGUUUUCCCAGAGAAAGACUGUAAAUGUGUUCGGCGUAUAUGCUAAAAGUGAAUUUUGUCAAUAUUUAAGAGCACACUAACAUAUUUAUUAGCCUCAAAGUUUAUCCCCUAAAAAAAAAAAAAAAAAAAAAUUACUUGUGCAUACUUUUAAGAGAAUAUAAAGUAUAGACAGAAAGUAAUAUUUUAAAUGUAUUUAAAUAUAUUUGU
This is a messenger RNA of Cyprinus carpio (common carp), 3137 nucleotides long. RefSeq names its product E3 ubiquitin-protein ligase TRIM16. The record is from RefSeq and is a predicted model, not a curated record. Gene Ontology annotation, molecular function: zinc ion binding; protein binding. NCBI's taxonomy places the organism in Eukaryota, Metazoa, Chordata, Actinopteri, Cypriniformes, Cyprinidae.